Messenger RNA from Diceros bicornis minor, 4958 nucleotides. It is a transcript of the gene GRM6, whose product is annotated as glutamate metabotropic receptor 6. The coding region runs from base 309 to 2945 and encodes 878 amino acids. NCBI's taxonomy places the organism in Eukaryota, Metazoa, Chordata, Mammalia, Perissodactyla, Rhinocerotidae. Gene Ontology annotation, biological process: regulation of synaptic transmission, glutamatergic; G protein-coupled glutamate receptor signaling pathway. The record is from RefSeq and is a predicted model, not a curated record. Gene Ontology annotation, molecular function: adenylate cyclase inhibiting G protein-coupled glutamate receptor activity. Gene Ontology annotation, cellular component: membrane. The transcript is spliced from 10 exons.
UGGGGAGGGGCCCCGAGGAAGGGCGGCCCAUGCUGUCGGGAAGGGCAAGACUGGAGCGGUGGACACAGUGGUCGGGCAGGGGGACCCAUGUGAUAAGGUUCAGAGGGUGUGAGAACAAGAUGGCGGCCUGGGAAGGCUAGGCGAGGGUAGUGCAUCUAUUCUGCACCUGGCUCAGCCGACAUUUAUUGCGCGCUUCCCCUCUUCCAGGACCCGGGGCUCCCUCCCCUCUCCCCUGACCCGGGGCACUCUUAGCGUUCUCCUGUCUGUUCCCCUCCUCGCCCUGUCUUCCCUCCGCAGCUGGCGAGCCCAUGGCCCGGACCCGGAGCGCCCGAGCGCCGUCGCUCGUGGCGCUGCUGCCGCCGCUGGUGGCGCUGGCGCAGGCGGGAGUGGCGUGCGCCGCGGGCUCAGUGCGCGUGGCGGGCGGCCUCACGCUGGGCGGCCUGUUCCCGGUGCACGCACGGGGCGCGGCGGGCAGGGCGUGCGGGCCGCUGAAGAAGGAGCAGGGCGUGCACCGACUGGAGGCCAUGCUGUACGCGCUGGACCGCGUGAACGCCGACCCCGAGCUGCUGCCCGGCGUGCGCCUGGGCGCGCGGCUGCUCGACACUUGCUCCAGGGACACGUACGCGCUGGAGCAGGCGCUGAGCUUCGUGCAGGCGCUGAUCCGUGGCCGCGGCGACGGCGACGAGGCGGCGGUGCGCUGCCCGGGGGGUGUCCCCCCGCUGCGCGCCGCGCCCCCCGAGCGCGUAGUGGCCGUGGUGGGCGCCUCGGCCAGUUCUGUCUCCAUCAUGGUCGCCAACGUGCUGCGCCUGUUUGCGAUACCCCAGAUCAGCUAUGCCUCCACGGCCCCUGAGCUCAGUGACUCUACACGCUUCGACUUCUUCUCCCGCGUGGUGCCGCCUGACUCCUACCAGGCCCAGGCCAUGGUGGACAUCGUGAGGGCACUGGGAUGGAACUACGUGUCCACACUGGCCUCCGAGGGCAACUAUGGCGAGAGCGGGGUUGAGGCCUUUGUGCAGAUCUCCCGCGAGGCUGGGGGGGUCUGUAUUGCCCAGUCCAUCAAGAUCCCCAGGGAACCAAAGCCAGGAGAAUUCAAGAAGGUGAUCAGGAGACUCAUGGAGACACCCAACGCCCGGGGCAUCAUCAUCUUUGCCAAUGAGGAUGACAUCAGGAGGGUCCUGGAGGCUGCACACCAGGCCAACCUGACUGGCCACUUCCUGUGGGUCGGCUCGGACAGCUGGGGAUCCAAGAUCUCACCCAUCCUGAACCUGGAGGACGUGGCCGUGGGGGCCAUCACCAUCCUGCCCAAAAGGGCCUCCAUCGAUGGAUUUGACCAGUACUUCAUGACCCGCUCCCUGGAGAACAACCGCCGAAACAUCUGGUUUGCCGAGUUCUGGGAAGAGAAUUUUAACUGCAAACUGACCAGCUCAGGUACCCAGUCAGAUGAUUCCACCCGCAAAUGCACAGGCAAGGAACGCAUUGGCCGGGACUCCGCCUACGAGCAGGAGGGGAAGGUGCAGUUUGUGAUUGAUGCUGUGUACGCCAUCGCCCACGCCCUCCACAGCAUGCACCAGGCCCUCUGCCCCGGGCACACAGGCCUGUGCCCGGCGAUGGAGCCCACUGAUGGGCGGAUGCUGCUGCAGUAUAUUCGGGCGGUCCGCUUCAAUGGCAGCGCAGGAACGCCUGUGAUGUUCAACGAGAACGGGGAUGCACCCGGGCGGUACGACAUCUUCCAGUACCAGGCGGCCAAUGGCAGUGCGGGCAGUGGCAUCUACCAGGCUGUGGGCCAGUGGGCAGAGGACCUCAGGCUGGACGUGGAAGCCCUACAGUGGUCGGGAGAUCCCCGCGAGGUGCCCCAGUCUCAGUGCAGCCUCCCCUGUGGGCCAGGUGAGCGGAAAAAGAUGGUGAAGGGCGUCCCCUGCUGUUGGCACUGUGAGGCCUGUGAUGGGUACCGCUUCCAGGUGGACGAGUUCACGUGCGAGGCCUGCCCCAGGGACAUGAGGCCCACGCGCAACCACACGGGCUGCCGCCCCACGCCCGUGGUCACUCUGACCUGGUCCUCGCCCUGGGCGGCCCCGCCCCUCCUCUUGGCUGUGCUGGGCAUCCUGGCCACCACCACGGUGGUGGCCACCUUUGUGCGGCACAACAACACGCCUAUCGUCCGGGCGUCUGGCCGCGAGCUCAGCUACGUCCUCCUCACCGGCAUCUUCCUCAUCUACGCCAUCACCUUCCUCAUGGUGGCCGAGCCCGGGGCCGCUGUCUGCGCUGCCCGGAGGCUCUUCCUCGGCCUGGGCACCACCCUCAGCUACUCUGCCUUGCUCACCAAGACCAACCGCAUCCACCGCAUCUUCGAGCAAGGGAAGCGCUCGGUCACGCCCCCUCCCUUCAUCAGCCCCACGUCUCAGCUGGUCAUCACCUUCAGCCUCACCUUCGUGCAGGUGGUGGGAGCGAUGGCAUGGUUGGGGGCCCGGCCCCCACACAGCGUGAUCGACUAUGAAGAGCAGCGGACCGUGGACCCGGAGCAGGCCAGAGGGGUGCUCAAGUGCGACAUGUCAGAUCUGUCUCUCAUUGGCUGCCUGGGCUACAGCUUCCUGCUCAUGGUCACGUGCACGGUAUACGCCAUCAAGGCCCGAGGUGUGCCCGAGACCUUCAACGAGGCCAAGCCCAUUGGCUUCACCAUGUACACCACCUGCAUCGUCUGGCUGGCCUUUGUGCCUAUCUUCUUUGGCACCGCCCAGUCAGCUGAAAAGAUCUACAUCCAAACCACCACACUGACUGUGUCCUUGAGCCUGAGUGCAUCGGUGUCCCUGGGCAUGCUCUAUGUACCCAAAACCUACGUCAUCCUGUUCCACCCGGAGCAGAAUGUGCAGAAGCGGAAGCGGAGCCUCAAGACGACUUCCACCGUGGCAGCCCCACCCAAGGGCGAGGACACAGAGGCCCCCAAAUAGCAAGUCGGGGGAUGAAAUGGCAUAGUUGUUCCCUCUCCUCUCUUCAUUUCUUUCCCUCACUUCAUGGUGGAAGCUGGAAAGAGUCCAGGUCUUCAGUGAGCAAUCAGAGGACAGGGAGUCCACGAAGGCCACACAAUCAGGAUGGGGCUGGCCUUCAGAAAGACCUGGACCCACGCGCCACCUUUUAUCCCUGCUCUUCUAUGCAUGUCGGCCUCAUACUUCCUCACUGCAGACCAGACUUUCUACUCAUGGUGGGAAGCAGCCACCAAAAGAAUCCUACUCCAGAGAGAGACUAAACUUACACUCCCUGGUCUCAAGUUCAGAGAUCACAAUGAAGCCCUGGGCUUGGCCCAGUGUGGGUGAGAUUUCCACCCCUUGAUCAACCACCAGAGCCUCGGGGUUGGGCAGGGUGUGAGAAUGUGCAGACGUCAGAGUGAAACACAGGGUUGGAGGCAGGGAGGAGCAGUUUCCAUGAAAGGAGAUCUGAGGAACUCGGGCUCUGGUCAGUAUUCUGCCAGCACAGAGGGGCUGGAGCCUUGGCUGAGAGCCCUGUGAGAGAAGAUGGCCUGCACAGGACAGGGAGCGAGCAGAGGAACUGGGAUGUGCCUAUGAGGUUACUUUGUCAAGGUCUUUUCUUUGGGAUCUUCUCCCCUGGGCUCUGGGAGAUGCCACACUUAGAGUACAGCGUUUUCCUUUCCCAUGUCUGCUCCCUUAAAUGACUCUGAACCUUAAGAAAAUCAGAUACACUAGUGUGGUGUUAGUGGCGUGAGAAUAAAGCAACAGGGUGGCAUUUGCCCUCCUCUGAUGCCGGGGAGGGAGUAUGUUCAGGAGUUCUAGGUUGGGACCAGUGACAGAGAGAGUUGCGUCCAUGGUGAGGAUUGAUUGAAGUGGGUAACUCAGGAUGGAUGUAAACACUCUUCUCUCCCCAUGUUUACUGGGAGGUCUUUGAAAGGCGAGCAUGAAGCAGCGGGAGGAAGAUGCCUGGACUUCAGAUUCAUGGACGUUCAUUUUUCAGUAAUCUUUUUUUUUACAAAAAGCUUGGUUUAAGUUAUGGAAUUUUAUUUCCCUGGGGUAAAUUUUAAAUUUGUUAAAUUGACUCUUUACUUAUCGGUGUGAAUUCUCUAGUAUCUAAUGUCUGGAACUGAUUUUGAAGAUCAGCCACACUUCGUACAACAGAGAGACCCUCCCCAUACAGGCUCUCUGGUGCAUAAUAAAUUUUGACCUGGGGACUGGGUGUCUCCACAUGCUUCAAUUAAUAGGGCUUCUCCUCAGAAUCCCCUUGUUGGUGGACAGAUUCUCCUUGCUCGCAUUGGCUGCAUUUCUGGGGUUUCUCUGCAUUGUGACUGAUGAAGUUUCAUUUAUUGCUGAAUGCUUUCCAAAAUUCGUCCUUUCACAGGGCUUCUCUCCUGUGUGGGUUUUCUGAUGUAUAACGAGGUGUGUUUUCUUGCUGAAGGCUUUUCCGUAUUAGUGUUUUUAUAGGGUUUUUCUCCUAUAUUAACUCUUAGAGAGUCUGUGAGCUCUGAUCUCUCAAUGAAGGUUUUCCUAUAUUUAUUGUUUUCUUGCUGUUUCUUCCAGUAUGAAUUCUCUGAUGUGCAAUGAGUCUUGACUUUUAGUUAAAAACUUUUCCACAUUUUUUACAUUUUUGCGGUUUUCUCCACUCCGAACCGUAUGACUUGGAGUUCGGAUGAUUUCUUGGUAAGAGCUUUUCCACAUUUGGAGGAUUUCCCCAGUGUGAAGUUUCUGACGUAGAGUCCUGGCUUCCUGCUGAAGACUUGCCCACAUUCCCACACUCAUUCCUGCCUUUCUGCCAGAUGUGAGUUCUUUGAUGCACAGCAAGUUCUGUCUUCUUCUUACGGGCCAUCUCCCAUCAGUCCACCUGCAGAUGGUCUCCACAGCACGCACCAUUUUGUGUGCAGUGGGGCGUCCUCUAUUCCUAAAGGUAUAUCAUGUUCAGUACAUGUGUGAGGUUUCUCUCCUUUCUGAAUUCUCCAGUGUGUUCAGAGGUUGACUCCU